AUGGAUUUAGCGAAUCAAGCUUUGUUUCCGACAGUUUUUUCACAAUCCACAUCAUGCAUCCCAAUACUUAAUGGUUCAAAUUUCUCGGAAUGGAAAGAAAGACUGACAUUUACUUUAGGGUGCAUGGAUAUUGAUCUGGCAUUUCGUGAGGACAUGCCACCUAAAAAGUUGUAUGAGAGGUGGGAGCGGUCAAACCGCUUAAGUCUUUUACUCAUACAAAAUCAUAUCUCCAGAAAGAUAAGGGGUUCAAUUCCUGAUUGCAAAACUGCAAAAGAAUUCUUAACAGCAGUAGAAGAGCAAUUUGUGAGUUCAAAGAAAGCCCUAGCCAGCACCUUAAUAUCAAGGUUUGCUUCCUUGAAGUAUAAUGAUAAUGGUGGCAUACGCGAGCACAUUAUGGAAUUACGUGACAUCGCUGCCCAAUUAAAAUCAUUGGAAGUAGACAUGUCAGAGACUUUUCUUGUACACUUUGUUCUUAAUUCUCUGCCUAUGGAAUAUGCACCAUUUAAGAUCUCAUACAACACACAUACAGAAAAAUGGACUAUGAAUCAACUUUUAGCCAUGUGUGUUGAUGAAGAGCAGAGAAUAAAAUAAGAGAGGCAAGAGAGUAUUUAUCUCACCUCUCAUAAGGGAAAAGGACAUAAAGAGGUCGGCGGUACCAGUCAUCAUAUUCCUGUUAAGAAGAAGAAAAUGAAAGUGUCAGCCAAAGUGACUGAUAAAAGGCAAAUAAAGUGCUUCUUCUGUAGGAAACAGGGACAU
Molecule: messenger RNA, 756 nt
Organism: Phoenix dactylifera (date palm)
Lineage: Eukaryota; Viridiplantae; Streptophyta; Magnoliopsida; Arecales; Arecaceae
Source: RefSeq, a predicted model, not a curated record